This is a messenger RNA of Miscanthus lutarioriparius, 1149 nucleotides long. The record is from the annotation of a GenBank genome assembly. NCBI's taxonomy places the organism in Eukaryota, Viridiplantae, Streptophyta, Magnoliopsida, Poales, Poaceae.
AUGGCCGACCGAAGCCGCCUUUUCCGGGAGGAAGCGAAGGUGAUGAAGUUGGGACUUCCCAGCGAGCCUUCGCCGAAGGCGAGGGAUCGACACGGCCGACGGGGAAGGCAGAAGCCUACACGCCGGCGACGAGCCGACGACGGAUGGCACGCGGCGCAAACCUUUGCGGCUUGCAACCAAGACAAGACGAGGAUGAAUGAAGCAGCAGCGGCUACAGAAAGCCCAAUAAGACCUACAGUCCGCCUCGACGCGCGCGUCACCCGAAGGAACGGCAACGAGGUGCUGUGGCAGCUACCGCCCCCGUCGUCCCCACUGCGAGCCGCGUUGUUCGCGGCGCCCGGGUGCACCAUCCGCGCCACCGACUUCUUCGACGCCUCCCCGGGCUGCCCGCGCUGCACGGGGCUCCCCGAGGAGCGCCGCUUCACCCGCGCCGCGCUCAGCCGCGGGUACGCCGUCCUCGCCGUCUCCAGCCGCGCCGAGUGCUGGUCCCUCGACGACGCCGGCGGCGGCGGCGGGGAGGAUGGCAGCGAGCUCGCGGCCGUCCAGUCCAUCAUCAAGUGGUGGACCACAGAGAAGUACCCUCAGCUCGCGGGCCUUCCGCUCGUCGGCAUCGGCGCGUCCUCGGGCGGGUACUUCCUCUCCGCGCUCGCGGCCAGGGUUAAGUUCAGCAGCGUCGCCGUCAUGAUCGCGGAGGGCGUGUACGGGGCCAUGGCCGAGAUCCCCACCGGGUAUCCGCCGGCGCUGUUCGUGCACAUGCCCAAGGACACCGAGAGGGCGCAGUUGGUUGCGGACAGCAUGGACAAGCUCAGGGAGAAGCACGUCGACGUGCGGGAGAUCCGGUGCGGUGACUUCGCCGUGAGCGCGGAGUUCCUGGCGGGGAGGGUGCCGGGGCUGAGCCGGGCCUUCGCCGACGCGCUGGUGGACGUGCUUCGCCGGAAGGGAUUCGUGGAUGAGAAGGGGUUCCUGAAGAAGGACGGGAGGAGAACACUGUGGAAGGAGGCGGCUGAGGAGGCUAAGGUGCUGCCUGAGGGGUUCGGUCUGGAGAGGCAUGUCACCGAGGAGCUUAAUGUUGCCUAUGCGUACCAUGAGUUCACCAGCCUGAAGAAUACUGAAAUCUUCCAAUGGUUUGAGUCCCAUAUGAAUCAUUAG